AUGCUCGUCCACGACCUCCUUGGCAAGGCUGCUCGCGUGCUCCCAGAUGGAGGUUCGAUUCUUCACGUCCUUGGUGGCUUGAGUUCCUUUUUGCUGAGAGCUGCUCCAAAGCAAGUUUCUUUGCCCUCCAUGCCUGAAAUGGGUAAUGAGACCUACCUCGGUUUUUCCCCCGUAAGUAAUGGUUCCCUCCAUUUUUUCUCUAAUUGCCAGCCUGUAAAGUGCUUCAGAAGACAUCAGACAUUCUUGGACGAAGUCGAACUUGUAAGCAGCCCCACCGAUAUAGACUUUCUAUCCCAGAAGGAUUCUUUCUCCUCUAGGACUUUGGAAAUUUCGAGGUCGACAUUUCGUCCUCCUGACCUCAUAUGCCACGUGUGCUACCCUCAAGUCCCAACCUCCUUGCGUUGCCAAUCUCAGCAACCUACUAUCAUAAGAUAUCCGAGCUCCUUAGGUUUCUUGACCCCGAGCUACCAAUUCUGCCGAGCUUCCCUUACGUCACGGGCCGGUCACUUUAGUAACGAAACCAUUCACGAGCGCCAACGCAUUGCUCGUCGUCUUCCUCACCCACAACGCCCGAUCACACACGUCUGCCUUCACUGGGCAGUUGUCCACGUCAUCAAACCCAUCUGCACACGUGUCCUCGUUAGUGAGGGCGGCGCUCAUCCACGUCUGCACGUUGCUGACCUGGAACCUCAGCCGCUCUCCAGUCCCCGUCAGGCUGCGCAUCUGCCGGAAGGACCCUCGUAUCUGGUCCACCGCGUCCUCGAACACCGACAGGCAGUCCCGGAGGGCGGCGGCGGCCCUGGGGUUUGGCCCGUAGUCGGCCCGUCCGGUGAGGUUGCGCAGAUACGCCGACGUUCGGGAUGCCCUCGACAGGCUUACGCGGACGGCGACGGCGGCGAGGCGGGCCGGGUCACGGCGGACGGCGGCGGCGUAGCGAGAGAGGGAGUUGUAGCAGACGUCGGGCUUGUGUGGAUAAAUUCGGCGGCGGCGGGGAUGGAGGUGGCGGAGCACGCCGGGAUGAGGAGGAAGGUUAGUAUGAGUGAAUGCAACAUUUUCGUGGCCUAA
Molecule: messenger RNA, 1065 nt
Organism: Striga asiatica
Lineage: Eukaryota; Viridiplantae; Streptophyta; Magnoliopsida; Lamiales; Orobanchaceae
Source: the annotation of a GenBank genome assembly